Molecule: messenger RNA, 627 nt
Organism: Staurois parvus
Lineage: Eukaryota; Metazoa; Chordata; Amphibia; Anura; Ranidae
Source: the annotation of a GenBank genome assembly
CAGCACUUCCAGACCAUGAUAAAAUCAAAGCUGAAUGUACUGACCCUUCGAAAAGAGCCUCUCCCAGCUGUCAUAUUCCAUGAACCAGAAGCUAUUGAACUUUGUUCCACGACUCCACUCACGAAGCCACGGCUGCAGGCAGGAUGCAAGGUGACCUAUCUGGGAAAAGUAUCUGCAACGGGAGUUCAGUUUUCAUCUGGAUGCACAGAACAACCAGUGAUUGAAUUGUGGAAAAAGCACACUUUGGCAAGAGAAGAUGUGUUCCCUUCCAACGCCAUCCUCGAAAUCCGUCCUUUCCAGGUGCGACUUCAUCACCAAGACAUCAAGGGUGAAGCUACUGUUCGUAUGGACACAUUUCAGGUGGCCAGGAUUGCUUACUGCACAGCAGAUCACAAUGUCAGCCCGAAUAUCUUUGCCUGGGUUUACCGUGAAAUCAAUGAUGACCUGACCUACCAAAUGGAUUGCCAUGCAGUGGAGUGUGAAAGCAAGUUAGAGGCCAAAAAGCUGGCUCACGCCAUGAUGGUGGCUUUCAAAAAGACCUUCAACAGUAUGAAGAGUGACGGGCGAAUCCACAAGGACAGCUCCUCUGAAGAGACAGCUCAGGGAUUCGAAUCGGAUGACGGCUGA